AUGAUACAGACGACCUACAGCACCCUGGCCAACCACGACACUUCCUCUCCACCUCUCCACCUCUCCUCUCUUGCUGACACAACCUCACCUCCCUCACUUCCCUCCCUCCCGCCUGUGUUUAUUCUAGGCCAAGGUUUUCCGCCCCGGCGUUUCACCUCCCGGCUUUCUCUCCCCGCAGCCUGUAACUGUAACCUGCACGCCCGCAAGUGUCGCUUCAACAUGGAGCUGUACAAGCUGUCAGGACGGGUGAGUGGCGGCGUGUGUCACCGCUGCCGCCACAACACUGCUGGCCGCCACUGUCACUACUGCAAGGAGGGAUUCUACCGGGACUCCUCGACGCCUAUAUCCCACCGGCGAGCAUGCAAGCCGUGUGACUGUCACCCGGUGGGCGCCUUGGGCAAGACGUGCAACCAGACGACCGGCCAGUGUCCCUGCAAGGACGGCGUGACGGGCAUCAUGUGUAACCGCUGCGCCAAGGGCUACCAACAGAGCCGCUCAACCAUCGCUCCCUGCAUCAAAGUGCCGGAUCCUUCCUCCAUCAGAUCUGUGCCGCCCAGUUACUCGCAGCAUACGUGUGGGAAGUGCAAAAUCACCAAGCGUCGCCUGAAGCUAAGAAAAUACUGCCGCCGAGACUAUGCUCUGGUGGCACGCGUCAUCAACAGGGAGGAGCUCGGGGAGUACACUCGCUUCGACAUCCAGGUUACAGACGUGUUCAAGAGGACCCGCGCUGACAGGGUGCGGCGCGGCGGGGAAAAACUGUGGGUCAAAAACAUUGACCUGACCUGCAGGUGUCCAGAAAUCAAGAUGGGCGGAGAGUACCUCAUCCUGGGCCGCAAGGAACGCAAGCAGCCCCCGGGCCUGGUGAUCAACCGGCAUUCCCUCUUCAUCAAGUGGCGCAACAACAAGCAAAUGCGUAUGCGUCGCUUCCUCAAAAAAGCGUCCAAGAAGUGCCGGCCGUCGCGAUACUGAGGCCCCUUCCACACCGCCACACCGGCUCCGGAUGCGGCUCCGGGCUGAUUCAUCCUCCUCCUAAGGAAGAGGAAAACGGGAACUGUGUCGUCGCAUCAUACUGUAUUAUGCAACAACCUCCACCGCGGGAGAGUUCACAGGUGUUCAGCCAAUAGCCUGGGAGGACCUGUUGUGCGGCGAGUGACGAGUACGAAUCCAGGAAGGCGAGGAAGGACUCGCCCGCAGUGCCCGGGGCCCGCUGGGCCGCGGCCUCGCCCGUGUAAACUGUGACAGAUUGUGUAAAUCGGAGUGGUGGAGUCUGAAUCUUAGUAAUAAGGUGGGCUGUGCAGCGUAUCACUCACUCAGCUUGGCAGGUAGUGUAGAGCAGCGGUGUGCUGUCCACCAGAUGACUGCGUUGUAUCAAUGUUCACAAUGUCAGACUAAUUUUCGUUCGAGCUCUCGAUGGCAUGUAAGCCAUUAUCAUUAUAUUGCUUGAUGCUCUCUUAUAGUGUACUUUUUCAACUGUACAUAAAAAUCACAUUUAUGUGUGUUCAUAGUAGAAAUCAUGUUCAUAUUAACUGAAAAUAAUAUCCUUCUAGAUAUACUCAAGUCAACAGGCCGCGAAGCAGGUGUUACGUUCGAAACAAACGCUGAAGUAUAUGAUUUAUCAUCUGACUUUUUCUCUCUUUUUGAAGUCAAAAUGAGGCCAACCAGACAGCCCCCAGGCCGGGUGUGUCGGCGCGGGCGGGUGGUCACUCGCGGCCUGUUGAGCUGCAGCUUGGCGGGCGUCUUCGUCCCCGUCGCACAAGUUCCUAAUUUGACUAGGGCCGUUCGUGAACGAUGAUGGAUGAAGUGUGGUCACCCUGGCACUCAUCCAGGCGGUAUUCUCGAGCGGCAGCACUACCACUCUGUGUUCUGUUAGGUCGGCUCUGGACGCGGGGGUCGGGGAGUCCCCUCGGCCCACCAGAAUGUUUUCAAUUAUUCACUGCUUAACUUACGUGAUCAUUGGGUUUUCGUGGAUCACCAGGAAGUGUCCAUUUUUCAAAUCCAUUGUAGUGGAGCCCUUUGAACAGUGAUGUCCAGGACUGGAACAGAGCACCGUAGACUGUUGGCGUAGCGCUGUACAUGUUGGCGUCUGUGUGGGUACUUAACACACACCUCGUAGAUUACGGUACGGUUCUCGUGCUGGGGCGACACACUAGGCACUGGCGGCCGUCAACAAACUGGACCAUUGCUGCCUGCAGGAUGUGCCUCGCCCCAGCACCGACCCACGUACUCUCCUGUUUGUCAUGCCUUCUCUCGCCACCACUCCAUAUAGGAGAACUGAUGAACUCAUCCCGUGCAUGUCUGCUGCCCGCUGUCAGCGGGGCGACGGUCCCUCGGAUUAAGAAGGCUAAAAACAGCAGGAGAAGAAAGUAAUGUAGGUGACACUUAAGAACUGUUAGUCAAGUUCUUCAGCAAAGUAAUAUCUAUCAGGUAAGGAUAGUGGACUUUGAUGGCUAAUACCUGCGAGCCGUAACUCUGAUGGUGUUGGCGGCGCCAUUCAACCCGGGGCGGCGCCUCACCGGCCGACUCACUCUCGCCUCCCAGGGCGGGGCGAGGCCCACCGCCGCACCCCACCCACACUACUGUAGCUGUCAACUGGGUCAUCAGCGGAACUCUGGGUGAUAUUUACACGUGUACUUCUUAUCAGAGCUUCACCAAUGUACUGGUAGUGAUAACGACCAUAACAUUCUUGUUUUAAGGCAGUUUAUUGUGUGUAUGUAUGUACCUUAUAUUUUCCGUUGUGAAAAUUACUUCACAGACCAACCGUUAGGGAGAGGUGAGUGCUGAGUUAUGCCAAAAGGACUUAGGAGCUAUAUUCGGAACACACACACACACACACACACACACACACACACACACACACACACACACACACACACACACACACACACACACACACACAAUGAAAAUGGCGAAACAUUGCAAAUUUUGGUUGUAAUAUUUAUUUGUUUACUCGAUUUACAAAAGCAAUAUUUUUUCCUGUUUUGAUCACGUCCCAUGAAAGUUCGCAGUUUUUACCUCACUUGGGCAGCGUCUCCCACAUGUCCUGUUUUGUCGCAGCUGCCGCCAAACGAGACCUACCUGACCUUCCAGUUACGUGUGUGUGUGUCGCCGGUGGUGGCAUUAAGUCUCGCUCCAGUCUGCUCGCUGAAUCUCGAGAAAGGGUGCGUCCAUCAGAUGAGUCAGUGAAUCAUUCAAGUUCGCUGAGGGAUAAAAGUGGCUUCAGGAGAGCCAGGAGGAGGAACACAUCAAUGACUGCAUGGACCGGCAAACCGCGAGUUCUGUCUCUGAUCUACUUUAGCACAAUAUUCUGUUAUUCCUUGUAAAGCAAACAAUCAAAAUGUUAAGUUGGUCAAAUAAGCAUGGGGGUGUGCAGCUUUGCAGGGUUGCUUGCUGAACAAGACGAUUUCUGUAGGGUUGUCAUGUCCCUCGAGUCCGUUUAGCCUUGUGUCUUUGUCAUCAUUCAUUUUAGUCCUUUAGAGCCUUGCGGGGACUGAAGAGAAUGCUUAUGGAAUAUAUUAAGAAUAUAUAAGUGUGCUGAUGUGGCAGCGGCAGAGUGCAGCGUACACAGGAACUUCACGCCUGUGUUGCUCGGCACUUACAGGUCCAGAACACACAGUUAUUACCUCAUAAAGUUAAUCAAACUCGUGGUGGGUUUAGGCUCUGGUUUAUCAGCGAACCACUAGCAACUGCCCCACAUAGAUAGUUGGUGUUCAAAAGUAGUAGGUCGUUUGGGUGUUGGCAAUAGGGCGGAGUGCCCAGGGUGGCGGCUGACCGGCCUCGCGCCCUCCUCCCAGUCCAGAGGUGAGCUGCAUGAGGCGCGGGAGGGGCUGGUUCGGUUCUCCUGUAAGACAUGUAACUUAAAUUUUUGUCCUCGAAACGUAUAUUUUUAUUUUUGUCACUGUACAGUUUAUUUUUACGACCGAUGUAUAUUUGCAUAUUUCUGUAUGUGUAAAAAUUUUUCCUUCAUCCUAUGGUUUUAUGUUGUGCCAAACAAGUUUCCAUAAUGGAAGUGUAGAGGGUAAGUGCUGUGUUCGGACCCAAUCACCCCUCGGCCGCCGCCAGCCACCAGCGAGCGAGGAAGCACCUGUUGGGUUGCACGCGGUCCCGAUGUGGGUCUGGACGCAGGGCGGCGGCCAUGGUGGUUGGGAAUGGUAUCUGAAUACAGAAGAAUGUGCAUUCUACAUUUUGUGUUGUGACACUCAUGGCAGCAUUGAAAGAGACUUUGUCGCACAUUAAUUAAUGCAUAAUUUACAUUGCUUAUCAUCACAGCAGUCAGUAACAUGCGCCCGGACUGAGGCAGCUCCCUGCUGGUUUUUCUCGGCCACACCCACUGUUUGAAUAUGACUGAAGCGGAGAGGUGAAAACUUAUUCACUUCAACGUUGAGGCUACACCCGCAAGGCGGCACGAUUAUCGGCGGCCCUCACACACUGCCGGGCUAGGCAAGCUCUUAUUUAUAUCAGUAUAAUUAUUUCUGGAUAGCUUUAAUUCUAAGGAGGCACCGUUUCGUGGCUGCUGAAGCCCCAAGUGAAGUGGUGUGAGAUGGCCGCCGCCGCGCCGCGCGGGACCUUCCUGCAUAUCAGCGGGCGGGCGGCGCCCCACGCCCAGCCGCCCCGCGCCCUCCGCUGUCCAAAGACCCGCUCCUGCGCAUUUCAUUGAACUUCACAACAGUCGCCGGAUGAAGUUAUUAGUUUUUAUUUCACAUCCAGAUUAGAGGUGAGUGUGCAGGAGUCCCUGGGUGGUGAGGCCGUCUGAGGGUGGGGCGCCGACCCCCGCCUCCAGUCAUGUUACCCUUGUCCCUUCGGCGCUCUGUACAUACUCGCUGACCUCUAUUUCUCUUUUAUAUCUACAUGUGCCACGUGUACCACAGAUGAUUCGUUAUAUUAAAUAAAUGUAUUCGUAUUAGAAA
Molecule: messenger RNA, 4904 nt
Organism: Scylla paramamosain (green mud crab)
Lineage: Eukaryota; Metazoa; Arthropoda; Malacostraca; Decapoda; Portunidae
Product: netrin-1-like
Exons: 8
Coding region: 1-969 (322 amino acids)
Biological process (GO): animal organ morphogenesis; motor neuron axon guidance; dendrite development
Cellular component (GO): basement membrane
Molecular function (GO): protein binding
Source: RefSeq, a predicted model, not a curated record